UCCGACAAGGCCGACAAGUAGAUAGAUAGACAGAUAGAAGUGGUGCGAAAGCGGUUAAAAGCGCAACAAACUGGAAAGUUUUUGGUCAAGAAAAUUCGCAAAGCUUUUGCAAGCCAAUAUGCAGUGCCAAUAGAUACUCGGAAAGUAAAAGAAGGCCAGUGGCAGUCGGUUUUGUCAAAGCACCGCGUAGACAACGCUAACGUUCGGAUGUACAUCGAAAUUUCGUGCUAUUUUUAACUGAUUUUCAUUGCUGCCGGGAAAGUGCCGCGGAAGUGGAUACAAGUGUUUCUGAAAGUGUAGAAUAUUUUGCUGCUACAACGUACAAAGUAGCGAUACAACGUUACCUCAACAUAAAUGCUAGAGUAACAGUCACGCGACGCGUGCCUACGUGACGUCAUUCGCAAAUCAAGAGCGAACCAAAUUUGUGCGGUGUGUAAACUAGCUAGGAAAUAUGAUACACAAUAGCCAUAUAAUGAGCGCUUAAAGUUGUGACUAAAUUAAACAAAAAGUUAUAUUACAAUCGAAAGUAAAACGUAAACAUCAGUUGCCGCUCUUUCCACAAGUUUAUUUAAUAAAGUUGCAAAAAUGCAGACCGAGAAAUUUUUAUUAACACGCUUUGCUCGGACUUGUUUGCGUUUGAUUCAAACGCAACAAAAACAAACAUGCCAACAACAAUCACUAUUGUCACAGUUAGAAAAACAACGUAAACCGUUUCACGUAUUAGGAGGCAUCAAACUUGAUAUCAACACUAUUUUCACUGCCAAUACCGGCAAUGUUGCCGGUGACUUUUCUCAGCGGCGAUACCAGCAUUACCUCCUCCCUCGCUUCCAAAACAAGCAACCAAACAGCCAUAGUAACUUCCGUCUUAGUAACUUAGUAAGUUGCUACAAUAAUGACAACAACAACAACAACAAUGUCAACUUCCGUCAGCAGAAAGCCAAUAUUUAUACGCAAUCUACGACACCGUUGCGGGGUAAAUAUCCCACUGAUACGGUACAUGAGCCCCUGUGCUCGGAACGCGCACGUGAAUUGGUUUACAAGUUGAAGGAUUCCGAACGGGAAGCUAUCAAGGUGGCUCUACUGAAAUACGAUUCUGAGCGCCAACGGUUGGGAUUAGAAGGCAAACUGGCUGCAACACAAUGGCGUACACGGUUUGGCCGCCCCUCGCAGGUGCCUCGUCUUGGCGAUGUUGACCCCACAGGCCGAUUUUGUGCCUUUCCCGAGGAUUGGCUCAAACAAAAAGCGGCUGCUAAGGCUCCCGCUCCCACCAUGGCAGAUUUGCGUCGAAUUUGCGUAGUCAACGCUGUGCCAUUCAUCGCUUUCGGCUUCCUGGAUAAUUUCGUCAUGAUAGUUGCGGGCGACUCAAUCGAAAGCAUUUUUGGCGCUUUCAUGUGCAUAUCUACAAUGGCCGCAGCUGGUCUCGGCAAUACGGUGAGCGACAUACUUGGCAUUGGAUCGGCCUACUACGUGGAACGUGGUUGCGAAAUGAUGGGCUUCCGUUUACCGGACUUGACGCCAAUCCAAAUGGAAAUGAAAUCAAGUCGGCAUGCAGCAAAUUUGGGCCGCAUUGUCGGCAUAACAAUAGGUUGUCUUCUGGGCAUGAUGCCAUUAAUGUUUAUGAAAAAGAAGGAUAAAACUGAAAACGUGGCUGUGAACGAGGAUGCGAAUGUCAUUGUUGUGACUCCUGUUAAAUCUUAAGACAGUAAAUUUUGUAAUUAAAAAUCUUCUAUUAGCAAAUUGUUUCUAGUUAAAUUAUUUGUGCUGUACGCACAAAAUUUUAUUUUAUUUUUAUUACUCUUUUGUAAUGAAAAGGAAAUAAUUCGAUGUUUUCUUAAUCGUUAGUGUAACUUAAGAAACGUAAAAUGCGGAUUGCUUUACGAAGACUUUAAUUUUAAAGUACAUUCACAUAAGUGUGUAUAAGUCAUUGUGUAAUCAAAACGUUUUUCAUAUUUUGCAAUUUUUAAAUAUUUUAAUUAAGGACUAACUUUUUGUGUUUUUAAUACAUGCAAUUAUUUACACUUUUUAUUUAAUGUUGUAUGGUG
This is a messenger RNA of Anastrepha obliqua, 2042 nucleotides long. RefSeq lists its product as uncharacterized. The record is from RefSeq and is a predicted model, not a curated record. The transcript is spliced from 6 exons. NCBI's taxonomy places the organism in Eukaryota, Metazoa, Arthropoda, Insecta, Diptera, Tephritidae. The coding region runs from base 586 to 1698 and encodes 370 amino acids. Gene Ontology annotation, cellular component: mitochondrion.